GUUUGCUUGACACGGUGACUGACAGAGUAUGGAGAGAGUGAGCAUCAGUGAUGGCAUCGUUCAGCAGCUCUGUGGGGAAUUCCAUCUCAUCUCUUCACAUGGAUGGUCUACUGAAUACUGAUACCUUGAGGCUUGGUGUCAGUUGACGAGAGAUUUGCGGCGGAUCGGUGCACAUGGCGCCUGUGUGUGUGUUGCUCGCCACCACCAUGGCGUGGCUUGCUUUGCUUCUUGAUGAGAGCAUCUUGAGCGUCAGUGGUCAAACAAGACUCCCAAAGCAAACCAGCAAGCAGCUCCAUUGAGGUUGAGAGCUAGCGAUGGGUUUGGCGAUGGGUCGGCUGCUGGGUCUCAGCUAUCGCCUGACGAAGCAGCUGCAGGCGCGGAUCCUCAUGCUGGGCCUCGACGCCGCCGGCAAGACCACCAUCCUCUACAGGCUCAAGACCGGCGAGCUCGCCACCUCCACCACCGUCGCAACCGUCGCAUUCAACAUUGAGACGAUUGAGUACAAGAGCAUCAGCUUCACUUUCUGGGAUGUCGGUGGCAGUGCCCCGAACCGGCCCUUGUGGAAGUACUACUUCCAGGACACCCAGGGCAUCGUCUUCGUCGUCGACAGCAGCGACAGGGACCGCGUUCGUCUGGCCAGGGAUGAGCUCAACGCCUUGCUCAACGAGGAGGAGCUUAGAGACGCCGCGCUGCUCGUGUUUGCAAACAAGCAGGACCUUCCCAACGCCAUGACUGCAGCCGAGAUGGCAGAGGAGCUUGGUCUUCAUCGGUCCCUUGGUACCCGUCGUAGAUGGCACAUCCAGAGUGCUCGUGCAACGUCCGGAGAAGGCCUGUACGAGGGACUGGAUUGGCUCUGCACCAACGUCAACACCAAGGCCUAAGGAAUUUCUGAUGAACGACGUACACAUCGAUGAGGCACGUCAGAUGGAUUAUUGCUAGCGGCGUGUAUGUCUAUAGAUUGUUGAUUGUUGUUUACUGUGCUUUGGGACCAUCAUCAGAUGCUGCACAAACACACACAUAUAUACAUCCAUUCCACGGUUGCUAGCUGGUGAAUAUCCAAUUAAGCUAGGUAGCUGCAAGCUUGCAUCAUAUCGGACAAGAAUAUAUGGCGAAUGGCCACGGUUUCAUUAUAGAAAACCAGGAAAGCCCUCCAAGGGAAUGGGGCGUGGUACCUAGCUAUAGCUAGCUGCUGAUCGGUGAUCGCGCUCGUCAGCAGCUUCGAUCCCAUCGGUUGAUUGUUGUUUUCUCCCUCCCAGGUCAGCAACAAUGAAAGGUAUAAAUUUACAUACAUUUGCGAGGAAAGUAUUCUGUUGGAAAUUAUCCAGGUGAUUAUUGGGACGUCGGCGUCUCCCGUCGAUCGAGGUCGUUUUCUGGGGCAAGCAGUGGCCAAGUUCUCGAGUUGCAGCCGGACCUUGGACUGCAGAAUGGAGGCUUCAUCUUCCGAUAUUCCCCGUCUGUGUGACUCGUUUAGUUUGCGGGGCCGCCUGCUUUUGCUUGCUUGUAAUGUGUGCCUUGUGGUCUUCUGCUCGAAUUCUACCUCCUGCAAAAAUCCCAUCAUCAUUUGCUUUUGCUUACCGUGUGUAAUAAGUAUUAACCAUGACAAUCAGUGCAACAGACAGCCACCGUUGUGUAGCGGUAUCAGCAACAGUAGUUUUGACUCUGAUGAACUACUAUGUUUUCUUAGCGAAAUAGAAAGAUUCUUGCGCCUGGAACGUUUCUUGAUAUUUUGCUGUGAAUUACUGAAUUUUGUAUUGUGGAAUCA
This is a messenger RNA of Setaria italica (foxtail millet), 1762 nucleotides long. RefSeq names its product ADP-ribosylation factor 1. Gene Ontology annotation, cellular component: cytoplasm. Gene Ontology annotation, biological process: intracellular protein transport; vesicle-mediated transport. Gene Ontology annotation, molecular function: GTP binding; GTPase activity. The transcript has 6 exons. Lineage: Eukaryota; Viridiplantae; Streptophyta; Magnoliopsida; Poales; Poaceae. The record is from RefSeq and is a predicted model, not a curated record. The coding region runs from base 315 to 881 and encodes 188 amino acids.